Molecule: messenger RNA, 156 nt
Organism: Funneliformis caledonium
Lineage: Eukaryota; Fungi; Glomeromycota; Glomeromycetes; Glomerales; Glomeraceae
Source: the annotation of a GenBank genome assembly
GAACGACAUGGAAUCCUUUCAGCAGUUCGAUGUAGCUGUUUUAUUGAAACUUUUGAUGGUCGGUUAUUAAUCGCCAAAGAAAUCUCACAUAUUCUUACGAUUAAGCGGAAAUGCUUUUUCAAAUCAAAAAUCUUGAGAGGUGAAGAAAUCGAAUAA